Cyanistes caeruleus (blue tit) is the source of this 1990-nucleotide messenger RNA. The record is from RefSeq and is a predicted model, not a curated record. Lineage: Eukaryota; Metazoa; Chordata; Aves; Passeriformes; Paridae.
AUAAAUCUCAGUGGGGACAAGCUGCCUUUGCCUCGCUGGGAGAGGCUCUGUGGGAAGUUUCAGCAGUGUGUAACUGGAGGUUGUGAUAGGAUAAUUUCCAUUAAAUCCCUGGCUGCCUUGCCUGCCUGCUGGGAGUUGCAGAGGCUCAGUGGUCUGUCCUUGUUCCCCCACAGGGGACUGGGCUCCUCGGCCCGCAGCGCCCGCGAGGACAGCUGGUUAAAAUCCCUCUUCGUGCGCAAAGUGGAUCCCAGGAAAGACGCCCACUCCAACCUCCUGGCCAAACGAGAGACCAGCAGCCUGUACAAGCUCCAGUUUCACAAUGUCAAACCUGAAUGUCUAGAAGCCUACAACAAGCUCUGUCAAGAGGUGCUGCCAAAGAUUCAUGAAGAAAAACACUACCCUUGUGCUCUGGUGGGGACUUGGAACACGUGGUACGGAGAGCAAGAUCAGGCUGUUCAUUUGUGGAGAUAUGAGGGAGGUUACCCAGCUCUCAAUGAGGUCAUGAGCAAACUUCGUCAAAAUAAGGAAUUCACAGAAUUCCGUAAGGAGAGGGGUAACAUGCUCCUCUCCCGUAAGAACCAGCUCCUGCUGGAGUUCAGCUUCUGGAAUGAACCUGUUCCCAGAGAUGGCCCUAAUAUUUAUGAACUGAGAUCCUACCAACUCAGACCUGGAACAAUGAUUGAAUGGGGCAAUUACUGGGCUCGUGCAAUUCGGUUCCGACAGGACAGUAAUGAAGCAGUUGGGGGAUUUUUCUCCCAGAUUGGACAGCUCUACAUGGUCCAUCACCUUUGGGCUUACAAAGACCUGCAAACCAGGGAAGAUAUAAGGAAUGCAGCGUGGCACAAACCUGGCUGGGAUGAACUGGUUUAUUACACAGUGCCCCUUAUUCAGGAGAUGGAGUCCAGAAUCAUGAUACCCUUGAAGAUUUCUCCACUGCAGUAAAGUCACUGAUUUUCUUGUGCCUACAUAGAUGAAGUGACAAGUAUUUGUCUUAAUUUAUGGUAUACACUGUAUAUCAUAGUCUGAAAUAUAAAAGUACUGUAUUGAGCUUAUAAAAGAGACCUCUUUUCUUCAGAACCCACGACCUUCUGCUCUUGGGGGAGGGAAAAAAAAUAUCUACAGAACUGUGAUUAAAAGGUUGGUGAGUUGAAAACAAGUCCAAAUCUGUGGGCCAGGUCCCCAGUUAAUGUGUGACCUGCAGGAUUUGCAGUCUUCUGCUCCCACAGGCACUGCCCAGAGCUCAGGAACAGCACUGCUGUGAGCAUUUAAUGACUGCAGCUUUCCGAAACAAACGUGGGAGUGAAAGGAGGAGCUCUGGAGAAAUGAGAAUUUCAUUUCAAAUUGUGAAACGAGCGGCUCUGGGAUUGCUGUGAAAUCACCCCUGGCUGGUGGAGCAGGCCUGAAAUCAGCAAAUCUCCAUUCCCAAAGCAGGCAGUCAUUAAUUUGGGAUAAUCCUGUGUGGCAGGGGAUGGAUUUUGGACAGAAAGGGGCGUUGCAGGGUCUCUGAGCACACAUUGUUGUGGAACCUCCCCCCGGAAUGAAUCCCACGCAGGGUGAGCCACGCUUCCCCUACAGACACUGCCUGAACACCCUGCAGGGAAUCAAUCCUCUCCAAAGCAUUUCCCUCCCCAAACAGCUCCAAAAUCUGGGAAAAGGGGUUGAAUUUAAUAAGCACUGCAGGUUCAGGCUUGGAGGGGGGCUGCAGUCCCCGUGGCUGGGUUGGUGUGUGAAGCUGGGGUCGGCAUUUCCGUGUACCAUGGUGUCCAGUUCUGUUUUGGUUUCACUUUUAGGCUAGAAUGUAUCCACACUUUUUGGUGUCUGCAACGAUGUGAACAUCCUGUAAGUGACAAUAAUAUUCUCUCUCUCUCAAGUGGCUCCAAGAAUCAGUGUAACAUACUGAAUGUACAAAUCAGUUCUGAAUGUCCAGUUUGUACAUUUCAAGAAGUUUUCAGGAAGAACAUAUCAGUCAAUAAAAGCCUUUUAAUUUUCA